UGUGCCCUUCUCUGUGCAGAGAGAGUCCACAAGGAAAUUGAACAGGUGAUUGGCUCACACCGUCAGCCAGCCUUGGAUGACCGAACCAAGAUGCCAUACACCGAGGCAGUCAUCUGUGAGAUUCAGAGAUUUGCGGACCUGAUACCCAUUGGUGUGCCCCACAAGGUCACCAAAGACACUCACUUCCGAGGGUUCAUCAUCCCCAAGAACACUGAAAUAUAUACAGUCCUGACCACUGCUCUCCAUGACCCACGUCGCUUUGAAAAACCAGACACAUUCAACCCUGAUCACUUUCUUGAUGCCAAGGGGGCACUGAAGAAGAGUGAAGCUUUUAUGCCCUUCUCCACGGGUAAGGUGACCCAUUGCCCACCUCCCAGACACUAGAGAGUAGUUCCCAUU
This is a messenger RNA of Fukomys damarensis (Damara mole-rat), 399 nucleotides long. RefSeq names its product cytochrome P450 2B12-like. The annotation marks the transcript as partial. Gene Ontology annotation, molecular function: iron ion binding; heme binding; oxidoreductase activity, acting on paired donors, with incorporation or reduction of molecular oxygen, reduced flavin or flavoprotein as one donor, and incorporation of one atom of oxygen. The record is from RefSeq and is a predicted model, not a curated record. The transcript has 2 exons. Gene Ontology annotation, biological process: xenobiotic metabolic process. Lineage: Eukaryota; Metazoa; Chordata; Mammalia; Rodentia; Bathyergidae. Gene Ontology annotation, cellular component: intracellular membrane-bounded organelle; cytoplasm.